This is a messenger RNA of Anopheles merus, 2591 nucleotides long. Its product is annotated as serine protease persephone-like. The record is from RefSeq and is a predicted model, not a curated record. Gene Ontology annotation, molecular function: serine-type endopeptidase activity. Gene Ontology annotation, biological process: proteolysis. The transcript is spliced from 3 exons. The coding region runs from base 198 to 1328 and encodes 376 amino acids. NCBI's taxonomy places the organism in Eukaryota, Metazoa, Arthropoda, Insecta, Diptera, Culicidae.
GCUAAUGAGCGGAUCUCGCGCGGAGGUUGUCUUUGUGUGUUGUGUGCUGCCACCCGUCCGGUUUGCUCUGUCCGACUCCGUUCGUCCGUCUGUCAUUGUGUGUGUCCCUGGGUAUUGUGCUCGCCCGCGCCCGUGCCAAUCGUUCGCUCUGGGGCGAAACAGCGCAGAGUGCAAAACGCGACAGCUCUAGGCGCACCAUGGGACGACGACGAUGCGCAACACGGUGGCCGGUGGCCGUUGGGGUCGUGCCGCCGGUCGGCGCAAAGGCAGGCCGGCUCGUCCUCGUCAUCCUGCUCGGUGCCGUGACCAGGAGUGCGAGCAAUUUCAGCUUCCCAACCGAUCCCGACAUUCUAUAUGAGGGUGACAAGUGCGGGCUGCCCGGCAUGCGGACCGGCACCUGCCAGAAGGCGGCCGACUGUCCCCAGGGCAUCCGGGCGAACGGUGCCCGAUGCGAGUUCAGCGGCAACGAUCCGGUCGUCUGCUGUCCGACGGAGGCACCAGGCACCGGCGACGGCACGAGCAACCGUUUCACGGCCCGCAUCGCCAAACAGGAGUGCGAGCGGAUCACCAGCGCGUCAGCCAACUUCAUCGACCAUAUAUCCGGCCGCGCGAUCGAGGCGCUCCGCGGCGAGUUCCCGUUCGUGGCGCUCGUCAACUUUCGCGGAGAGGAGGAAGAGGAGGUGAAGUAUACCCGGUGCGGGGCGUCCUUGAUCGCGCCCCGGUUUCUGCUUACGGCGGCCCACUGCCUGAAGGACCUAAACCCGGUCAAGGUCGAGUUGGGGUUCAUCCAACUGAGCGAUACGGAAAAGGACGAGUACGAGAUCAAGCAGGUGCACCUGCACGAAGACUACAAGUCCCGGCGCAACGAUAUCGCGCUGAUCGAGCUGAAGAAGAACGUCACCUACAAGCAGGACGUUGGGCCGAUCUGUCUCAACACGGACCGUCCCGAGAUUGGAACGUCGAUCAACCUGACUGUCAUGGGUUGGGGCGCCGACGGUUACGGUCAACGCGCGGACAAGCUGAUGAAGGGCACGGUGUACGAGAUACCGCUCGACGAGUGUGUGCAGCGAUUCCGGGAUGCCAAGCAGCGGAUCAGCCUUGGCGAGGACCAGCUGUGCGCGCUCGGCGAGAAGAUGAAUGACGAGACGACGGACGCGUGCCAGGGCGACUCGGGCGGUCCGCUCGUGAUGACCGUCCGGCAAAAGUUCUACCUGGUCGGCGUGGUGUCGACCGGGGCCGUCUGUGGCGGUUCCCUGCCGGGCAUCUAUACGCGCGUCUCCCGCUACCUGGAAUGGAUCGAGCAGCGCGUCUGGGGCAGCCCGAACUGACUUGCCGGAGUCCUCACCAGCGUCCACAUGUAAAUAGCGUUAGCCGUAAGAUCGAACAACUCUAGCGCACGGUUGAGAGUCUGCAUCGUGGAGACUCGAACACACAGUCACACACACACACGCACACAAAUUUAAGAACAUUUAAAACAAACGUGAUAUCGGUCUCGCCAGCUGCAGGGUAGCAGGGUUUGCCCAAACGCGUCCGUCUACCAGGCACUCGUCCCCUAAGCCAGAGCGGAAAAGACUCGCCAGAGGAGUUCUUGCACCAUUCGGUAGUGCUGUUGCGGUACGAUACAAUAAACAAGAAUUAUAUUAUAGCUUCGGCUACAUAGUUAGCUCGCAAAACAAAACACAACCUGUGCUUGCUUCUGAAGAUGCGUUUGUUUGAAGAAUAUAGGUCUUGGGGCGGCACGGUCAGCGUGUACCAUUCGUUUUCCAGAUUCGAAAUUCCAAUCCACGAGGCUGCAGCUGUCCGAGGCUCUCAGCGUCAUCUGGUUCGUGGGGUCUUGCGGAACAAGCCUGCAAUAGUCUCCGGAGACGUGACCCCCUCCCCUAGCCUAGAUGUCGUUAUCCUCCUGUCUCUACGAGGUUAUCAUAACAGGCCCCCUAUCAAGCCGGGAUGAUAAGGGCUUGCGAUGAUCGCGAUGCGUACGCAUCCGACAGCUAGCUCGAACGUCAUCUUGCAGUCCACCUCCAGAAUGGUGUAGCGGGAACAGAUGCUCUGUAUGAUUUCAGAGCAACAUCUUUCAGCAAUGCAGCCAGAAGAGGUUUGUAGCCGAAGAAGUCAGCAGAAGAGGAUCGUUCAGAAAAGAUGUCCCGACAGCAGCUUCUGCUCCGGUAUGUGGGAAAACCCACUACCUGGUUCCUGUAAUAACGCCUGCAGUCAAUACUUGGAAGUCAUCGGCAGUAUCGGAUCAAAGGGAAAACAAACACCUGCGCGUCUGUGUUUACGUUGUACAUUCGUGAUUUUUCUUUUUAUAUGAGACUUUACAAUAUUGCCUCCUACUUUGAUGAGCUAGAUACGACAAAACAAAAAAUAAAAAAUGCAAUCUGCAUGGUAUGCCGAUUUUCGUCGUCUAGCUUUCGUGUGUAGUCUCUUCCUAUAACUAUAUAGUUUGCUUUGUUUCUCUCGAUUGUCUCUCUCUCUCUCUCUCUAUCUCUCUCUCUAUCUCAAGAUGGCUUUUUUUUUGGAAAAUAAGCGCUAAUGCGUGGUUUGAUUCUGUUCCUGACUGUAAAUGGAAGUUCUUCUAUCAUUAUUUUUCA